This is a messenger RNA of Parnassius mnemosyne (clouded apollo), 231 nucleotides long. Lineage: Eukaryota; Metazoa; Arthropoda; Insecta; Lepidoptera; Papilionidae. The record is from the annotation of a GenBank genome assembly.
AUGGUUAAGCCCUCGGGAUCGAAUAAAGUUGAUGAAGUUUGUGUACCUAUGUUCCUGGAGUCUCGGACCGGUAGACCUGUUAUACAGAUGGGAAAUUACAGGUUUAAUAUGUGGAGUGGCAGUCGGGGUCCUCGCGCUCGAUGGAUUUGUGUGAAGGUCCACUCCGGUUGUCCGGCCACACUCAUCACCCUUGAUAAUGUCAUUGUGAAACAGAAGCCUCAUAAUCACUGA